UUAAUUAUUCACAAACAAGCCAAAAACAAAAUAAAAGAAAAAUGAUAAAAAUGGUGGUAAAAUUUGUGGUAGUGGUGAUGGUGUUUGCACAAAUCUUAGCUCCAAUUGCUGAAGCUGCUCAAGGAAGAGCUGUCUAUUACAACCCUCCCUACACUAGGUCUGCGUGUUAUGGAACACAACGUGAGACGAUGGUGGUUGGAGUCAGGAGCAAUCUGUACCAAGGAGGUCGAGCUUGUGGUCGGAGGUACAGGGUUCGAUGCAUUGGCGCUACAUACAACUUCCCUAGGGCUUGCACGGGUCGUACCGUUGACGUGAGGGUAGUUGAUUUCUGCCGGGAGCCUUGCAACGGUGACCUUAAUCUCUCUCGUGAUGCUUUCCGGGUUAUCGCUAAUACUGAUGCCGGUAACAUCCGCGUCGAGUACACACCGUAA
Messenger RNA from Camelina sativa (false flax), 431 nucleotides. The record is from RefSeq and is a predicted model, not a curated record. NCBI's taxonomy places the organism in Eukaryota, Viridiplantae, Streptophyta, Magnoliopsida, Brassicales, Brassicaceae.